Molecule: messenger RNA, 752 nt
Organism: Erythranthe guttata (spotted monkey flower)
Lineage: Eukaryota; Viridiplantae; Streptophyta; Magnoliopsida; Lamiales; Phrymaceae
Source: RefSeq, a predicted model, not a curated record
GGGAUAAAAUAUCAAAGCUCAAAGUUUGCGGCUCUUCCCUUGUGUUAAAACACUUGGAGUUAGCCUAUUGCUUUGGUUUGGAGUCACUUGAAGUUUCCGCUCCGAGCCUUACUUCGCUUACGCUUACGCGUCUAGAUGAAGUUUUGCUCGAGAACGUUCCAAUGCUAGUUGAUGUAUCUGUCGAUUGUUACUAUGACGGCCGUAAUUUUAUAGAAACAUUUAUUUACGUAAUGUCUCGCUGCAUAUUUCAAUUGGAGACUCUUAAAUUGGUGCUGACACAGUGUCCCAAUAGCAUAAAAGAAAAUGAUGAGCUGUGCAAUUUUCCUCAAAUGCCCAAGUUGAAGAAGUUGUUCGUUGAAUAUGGUACGUUUGAUGACGGAAUUCUUGUUACAAUGGCUUACUUUACAAGGGCAUCUCCUUACUUGCAGGAAUUUGUUUUGGAGAAUAAAUUGCAAAACCCUUUGUUAAAAAUUAAACCAGUGAUUGGCGUGGUAGCUAAUGUAAGGUUUCAGCACGAGCACAUUAAAGUGUUCAAACUUUGUGGGUAUCGGGGCCGACCAAUUGACGAUGCAGUAUUGGGUUUCGUUUUGGAGAAUUUCGUUGUGCUUGAGAAAAUAAUUAUCGAUCCGUCGGGUGUAAAUUAUUGCUUUGACAAAAAUAGGCGCUUAAAAUUGGAAAAUGCUGCAAGAGACGUGGCGAAGCAACAUCUUCAACCGCAAUUGCCUCACCGCGUUGAAUUGGUUAUUCUCUAA